Messenger RNA from Solanum stenotomum, 258 nucleotides. RefSeq lists its product as uncharacterized. Lineage: Eukaryota; Viridiplantae; Streptophyta; Magnoliopsida; Solanales; Solanaceae. The record is from RefSeq and is a predicted model, not a curated record. The coding region runs from base 1 to 258 and encodes 85 amino acids. The transcript has 2 exons.
AUGGCUUAUCUUUUACUGUAUGUCGAUGAUGCCAUUUUGACUACUUCCUCGGAUAAGCUCCGUCAGUCAAUCAUCUCCCUUCUUAGCUCGGAAUUUGCUAUGAAGGACUUGGGCUAUUUGAGCUAUUUUCUGGGCAUUGCAGUCACUCGUCAUGAAGCAUCUCCCACUCCGGUUGAUACAAAACUGAAGCUCGGUACUACUACGAGCAAACCGUUUGAGGAUCCAUCUCUUUAUAGGAGUCUUGCUGGAGCACUUUAG